Perkinsus marinus ATCC 50983 is the source of this 463-nucleotide messenger RNA. RefSeq lists its product as hypothetical. NCBI's taxonomy places the organism in Eukaryota, Perkinsozoa, Perkinsida, Perkinsidae. The record is from RefSeq and is a predicted model, not a curated record. The transcript is spliced from 2 exons. The annotation marks the transcript as partial.
UUACUCACCUAAGAAUUCACAAGUGAUCCUCUGUGGUGAUCUCAACUGCUCGACAUUCAGCCUCAACGAGGAAGAUAUGGAGUCCGUCGAGUUGAUGAUGUUCCAUCGCAAUGGAUACCAAGAUGCGCUGAAGGUCUUCAACCCUGAGGCGGGUCGACUCCCCAACGAUCAAAUGCGCGAAGUCAUUACCAAAGCUUUUGAGGCCCGGCAUAAAUCUGAAGAAGCUGAGAAAAAAUCACAAGUCGAUGAGAAGACAAAUAAAACCGCCGAAAACGACGAAGUCAUCGAAACCGAAGUUGCUGAUGAUGAACCGAAGGUUCAAGAAAUCAGUGAUGAUGAAGUUCCCCUUGUCCCUAAGGGUGAUGGCGUUGAGGAAAAGCAAGAUUGCAAGAAAUUGGAAAAGAUCAACUCGGAAGUGGAAGGAUCUUUGGAACGCCUGAAAAUGCCGCUCACUUGGGACGGG